Messenger RNA from Truncatella angustata, 1486 nucleotides. RefSeq names its product glycosyl hydrolase catalytic core-domain-containing protein. The record is from RefSeq and is a predicted model, not a curated record. NCBI's taxonomy places the organism in Eukaryota, Fungi, Ascomycota, Sordariomycetes, Amphisphaeriales, Sporocadaceae. Gene Ontology annotation, biological process: fungal-type cell wall polysaccharide metabolic process. Gene Ontology annotation, cellular component: fungal-type cell wall. The transcript has a single exon. The coding region runs from base 153 to 1277 and encodes 374 amino acids.
UAUUGUUUCCAUAGCUAUCAUUGAUGACAGUGGUCAUCCACUCGUUUUUUUGUUUAUUUAUUUUUAUGUACAUUUCCGUUUGAACUUGUUCAUAGAAGUGUUUCUUUUCUAGCGACUUGGGUUGACUAUCUCGAGGGAGAUACUGCUUUUCCAUGAUGAAGUCGUCCUCGGCAUUCGUAGUCGCUUCCUCUCUUUUAUUCUCACUUACAUCAGCGCAAUCGAGCGCAACCUCCAAACGUGGCAUCGCUUACAUAAAGGGCGGCGAGUCUGCAGAUUACAAUAUACUCCUGACUUCCAAGUCGCCCAUGGACUGGUACUACACAUGGACUCCUCGAACAGCUCCUGGCGACAUCUUCUGGGGGUCAAAAGUAGACAACGACACAAUCGAGUUUGUGCCGACGAUCCACAACAAUACCAAGCUCGACGAUGACAUCGAGGCGCUGAAAGAUGCGCCGUCUGCUUCUAAAUACCUGUUUGUUUUCAAUGAGCCGGACGGUACCUUCGAAACAGGUGGCUGCGAUUUGACCCCCCAAGACGCGGCGAGGGAUUAUAUCGCCAAAAUUGUGCCUCUCAGAAAUCGCUGGAAGAUCUCGCAUCCCGUUACCACGGGCUCUCCGCGCGGCUUCCAGUGGCUCCAAGACUUCAAUGCCGCCUGCUGGGCCAUCGACCCCAAGAAUGGCUGCCCGACAGACUUUGUGACUGUGCAUUGGUACGGCGAUUUCAUAGGCAUGACAUCGUGGAUUGGGCAGUUGGCAGCGUGGUAUAACGGCUCCGAUGCCGGCCUCCAGGGCGAUCUGAGGGUCUGGGUGACGGAGAUAGGAGCCCCGAGUGCCCCCAUGGAUGCGAAUUACAACGUGAUGAGCCAAACGCUACCCUACCUAGACUCGCUCGAGUACGUUGAUCGGUACGCAUGGUUCGGGGCCUGGAGGAUUGGUGGCGCUAAUCGCAACGAAUGGACAGGGGACGGUCUGUCCCUCUUCGAUGACAAUGGAGGAUUAACGACACUUGGGGCACUUUAUGUUGGUGGUGAGACAAACGGAUUCGCGAUCGGAGAGAAGGGGAAAGCAUAUACUGCGCCGACCAACAACGGGAGCAGCGGCAACGACACUAAUAGCGAAGGCGGUGCCGACAACUCGACGGACACUGGAAGUAACAACAGCACUGGAAAUAGUACCGGCAGUGGGCAAGGCGGCAGCGGUAAUGGGGCUCAAACCAACACCGCCGCCACCUGGAUAUUUUGGACAGGCCUCGUGGCGGCAGGCCUCUGGAUGCUAUAAUAAUGAUAAUCGUGCACAUAAAACGAGAUACCCUGUAUGAUAUACGAGGGGUAUAGGACGAGACUUUGGUAGAAGAUUAUGUAUAUACAUAGACAUAUCUUAUGUGGGCAUUUACUUCUGGUUGAAGUUCAUGCUAUAACCACCCGUCUUUUCAUCCUUCACCAUGUUGAAGUUGUCGGUGCUCAAUCCGAAAGGCUUCAGAAUGCCGU